AACUGCUCGCUGUCUUCAGGCUAAACAUGUCUCGUGCUCAGGCAGAAAGCGUGAUAAAGAACAUCAUUAGGGAGAUAGCCCAAGAAUGUGCUGGAAAAGGGCAUGCUGUAUCGGAAACAUUGGUGGCAUUUAUGGUGAAAGCUGUUGUGUUGGACCCAAGAAAUCUAUUCAACGUUGAUCGAACUCUCACCAAGCAAGAUGUUAGAAAACUUGUGGAGUUGUGUGUGGACAAACUCAUGGACCAGGGAAGCCCUGCCCUUGACACUAUCAAGAUGCAGGUGUAUUUUGACAUGAAUUACACAUCUAGAAGUGAGUUCAUUAACGAGCAUCACCGGGUACUUCAGUCCAAGUUGAUCCCAGUUAGUCGAGAGAUCACCGACAGCAGAGUGAAAACACGGGAGGACCUUGAGGGCCUUUACCGUAAGAUCGUCAGCUAUGUUCUGCUGCGUUCAGGCCUGGGUUCCCCUACGGACAUCAACACGGUCAGAGAGGCCACAGCUGCCUUGCAGAGCGUCUUUCCGCAGUCAGAGCUGGGAACCUUCUUAUCCCUGAUCAAGAAAGACAAGGAGCAGCAGCUUAAUGAGCUCAGCAUGAUCGUGACUGGCAUCCGCCUCUUUAACAAAGACAGCAAGAAGGGAGGAGAGGGCAUUGAAGACUUGCCUGCAAUUCUGAACAUAUCCAUACCUGCUGCUGGUAAAGACAUAGAAUGGGAACAGGAGCUUUCCCAGAACUUGGCUUGGCAAUACACUGCCAUCCUAGAGAGACUGCUGGACUCAGAUGUGGAGGCCAGAGACUGCGUGGUGCCCCUGGAACAUCUCAAGCAGGCUCUCUAUAAUGUUCGACAACAUGAAUCUUUCCUGAAAAUUAUUUUGGCAGAUGUAAUUCUAUGUGCAAAGAAAGUUGAGGCCUUGCAAAACGACCUGGCAACAUGCUUGAAGCUGUUGAGGGAAGCUGUGCAUUCAAAAACUGCUGUACCCACUGCACACGUUUUUCCUCAUUUCACAGCUCUGGCACAGUACUGGUCAGGACUCCAGGAUGAGAUGGUCCUGUUAAGCAUCCUGGGAAACCUUCUGAUCAACCUUCAGCCCUUCCUCACCGCUCAGUCUCGGAUGUUCUCUGAUGUUCAGUUGGAAAGCUUAUUAGAGGGGUCGGAGGUCAAGAAUGAUGAGCAGAGAAUGAAAGAGUCCUCAGAAAACCGCGUUGACCCCAGUGCAAAUAAGAGAUAUGAAUGGAUCUUCCCUGAGACAACCGCAAACUUUGACGAAUUGCAAAUACAGUACAAGGGAAUCUGUGGUUAUACGCUUGUAGAGAAGAACGGGAUUUUACUGCCAGGAAACCCAAGCAUAGGAGUUCUGAAACACAGAGAGAAAUACUAUGUGUUCAGCUCAAAAGACGCAGCCUUGUGUUUUGCAUCAAAGGCAGAUGAAUACAUUGUCCAAGUAGCAGAGAGAGCCAAAUGUUCACCUGAGUUGAUUCAACUCCUCGAACUCCAUCAGCAAUUCUCUUCUGUCUCUCCCUAUUCCAAGAUGCAGUCAGGGGAAAGACUACUUGUGAAACCCAUCACAAAAUGUGACAGCUGUACACAGACUGACACUCAUCUGUUGGAGACGAACAUUGUCGAAUCUUAUGAGUGGAAUGAGUGGGAACUCAGAAGAAAAGCCAUCAAAUUGGCCAAUCUUCGGAGUAGAGUUACCCAUUCCAUGCAGACUAAUCUGAGCCACAUGAGGAGGGACAACGUCACCCAAACAUAUCUGCUAAAAGAUGUAGCAUGCCAGAGCAGGAAAGAUGGCGCGAGUAACAUACCUAAGCCUCAGGUGUACCUUGCUGGUCUUCGAGGAGAAAAAACCAAGACCACACACAUGAUAAAGACCAACUUAACCAGAUCUAUCAAUGAAUAGAUUAAUCGUUUUUUUGUCUGUCUUAACGUAAUAAAGACACAUUUUUACCGA
Molecule: messenger RNA, 1949 nt
Organism: Osmerus eperlanus (European smelt)
Lineage: Eukaryota; Metazoa; Chordata; Actinopteri; Osmeriformes; Osmeridae
Gene: cfap206
Product: cilia and flagella associated protein 206
Exons: 12
Coding region: 27-1898 (623 amino acids)
Biological process (GO): regulation of flagellated sperm motility; sperm axoneme assembly; regulation of cilium beat frequency
Cellular component (GO): ciliary basal body; axoneme
Source: RefSeq, a predicted model, not a curated record